AUGAGGACAUGGCUAUGCUUCUGCUUCCUUGCGCUCAUAUCGGUAAGAAAAUGCCUAGGUGUGAAACUUGAAUACGAAGGUACACAUUCCAUGGAUCAGAAUAAUACGGGAAAAAGGCGUAAGACAGAAUUUGAAAUCAGUACGGGAAUUAUAUCAAAGGAAGCUGAAGAAGCCAAACAGACAGAUCAAGGAUACUCAAGUCAGGAUAAAGGACUCUCCACUACUGACAGCGUUGUAUCGGUCAGUCAACAACGUAACCUGGUCAUUGGUGCACCGGAUCUGAGUGAUGUAUGCUUUCGAGUCUACAACGAAUUUAUCGUUGUUAAUGCGCAACCAUACGAACGGCGAUCCAACAUGCAACUGGAAAAAUGCAAGCAACGAUGCAUGCAAUCACAAAGUGGCAUCUACAGUUGUCGCUCAUUGGUGUAUGAUGUUGCCAACAAGAUUUGCGAUUUUUUUGCUCAUCAAGGUGAUCAACCACCGGCAAGGAUGCUCAAAUACUACGAACAUUCAUAUUUGGAACCAACUUUCGCUCAUGGAUGUGAUUUGGAAUAUGCAAAGAAAUCGAAGAAAACAACAUUUGAUUCUACAGACAGAAAGCUAAGCAAUACGUUGCUGUUAAAUGUUUUAACAAAGGAAGAUACGAAUCAGGAAACCUGUGAAGAAGGAAAGGCUGUUAAGUACCUGCAUACUCAAGGAUUUAAGUUUGACAGUGCCAAUCGGAUAGAUCUGAAGGCUUAUGAUUUAAAUGCAUGCAUGGAUGCAUGCACCAACAAUAUCGACGAUAAAGGACGUAUUUUCGGAUGUCGUUCUUUCGAUUAUAACGAGGAUGGUUGUAGUUUGUUUGGCGAAACGGUGUUGCCAAGAGAUACUAGACAACUCAAGCAGAAUUCUUAUGCUAACUAUUACGAGAAAAUUUGUGUAGAGGAUGAUUUAAUGAGCAGUGAAUGUCAAAGCAUAAAUAGAUUCCCACAAAUGAUACUGGUUGGAUUUGCAGAAACAGUAGUUACAGCACGAUCAUUUGUGGGAUGCUUCGAGAACUGCUUGAAAUCACGACAAUUAUUUGCAAUGAAUUGUACCAGUGCCGUAUAUUUUUAUAAGGAACUGGAGCAGAACUGUAUCCUAAAUAGUGAGAAUAGACAAACGCAGAAGAAUCUUUUUAUGGAAGAAAACACCGAUAUUGUAGAUUAUUUCGAGAUAAGUUGUCCGCUAAGAAAACAGAAGAAAAAGAUCGAUGACUCGCUGUUCAGAAGUUGA
Molecule: messenger RNA, 1257 nt
Organism: Loa loa (African eye worm)
Lineage: Eukaryota; Metazoa; Nematoda; Chromadorea; Rhabditida; Onchocercidae
Product: PAN domain-containing protein
Exons: 10
Coding region: 1-1257 (418 amino acids)
Source: RefSeq, a predicted model, not a curated record